AAUUGCGGCGGUACAAGGGUUUUGGGGCACACGUAAAUCCGAGAGCGGUAGUAUUGGUAUGUUGCCCGUCACGCCGGAAUCUUCAAAACCGCGCCGGAGAAUUCGCUUUCCCCACCUUUAUUCGAUUCCUUCCAAUCACACCGUACAAUCAUAAUAAAUGUGGUAUAGAUCAGCUUCUUUCAUUCUCGACAAGCAGCAAAACGACGACGUUGCGAAGGCCGAGAGCCGCCAAAUUUCACCUCCCACUCCCACACCCGCCGAGGCUUCCUCCAUGGCCGGAACCCUACAAAACUCUAAUUCUAAUAACAACAUCUCGGCUUAUUAUCAGACUAGAGCGGCACACCAUGGUGUCGUCACCAGUGAUUGGCUUGCUCAGGCUCAAGCCGCCAUAGGCAGCGGCGACCCGGAGGAUGUCAUCUCAGAGAACUCGUCGGCCAGGACCGACGAUUCGGGGAAGACGUUCAGUGUGAUUGAUGAGUUCAAUAAUUGGCGUAAACAGCCUAACUUGGCAGAGGCUGUGGCGGCGAUUAGGGCUUUGGCCUCGGUUAUUCGUUCUAGUGAAGCUACUACGAUGAUGGAGCUUGAAAUUGAGCUGAAGAAGGCAUCUGAUUCUUUGAAAUCAUGGGACACAACAUCCAUCUCUUUGACGGCUGGUUGUGAUCUGUUUAUGCGCUAUGUUACAAGGACUUCAGCUUUGGAAUAUGAAGAUUUCAAUUCAGCAAAAUCUCGCCUUCUUGAGCGUGCAGAGAAAUUUGGAGAGAUAUCUUAUAAGGCUCGAAAAAUAAUCGCUAUGCUUAGUCAAGAUUUUAUUUUUGAUGGCUGUACCAUUUUGGUGCACGGCUUUUCUCGAGUUGUGUUGGAGAUAUUGAAAACAGCAGCGCAAAACAGGAAACAUUUCCGAGUUCUUUGCACUGAGGGGAGGCCAGACAGGACUGGGCUAAGAUUAUCAAAUGAGCUAGCCAAGCUAGAUGUUCCUGUAAAGCUCUUAAUAGACUCUGCGGUGGCAUAUAGCAUGGAUGAGGUUGAUAUGGUGUUUGUAGGAGCAGAUGGCGUGGUUGAAAGUGGAGGUAUAAUUAACAUGAUGGGAACCUAUCAAAUUGCUUUGGUAGCAAAGAGCAUGAACAAACCAGUUUAUGUUGCUGCUGAAAGCUAUAAGUUUGCUCGUCUAUAUCCGCUGGAUCAGAAAGACAUGGGUCCGGCGUUACGUCCAAUUGACUUUGGCGUGCCAAUUCCAUCCAAGGUCGAAGUUGAAACAUCUGCUCGGGAUUACACACCGCCUCAGUAUCUCUCCCUUCUCUUCACGGAUCUAGGUGUUCUAACGCCAUCUGCAGUAAGUGAUGAGCUCAUACAGCUUUACUUAUAGCGUGGUCGAGAGAUAGUUUUGUUGGGUGUUAGUGUGUCACAGAUAAUCAUAUUUGUAGUCUACAAGCAGGAUUUUGCUUAUCUCCCAGUUACAUUUCCUUAAAAAACACAAUGCUGGAUUUGUAAUCCCCUCCACAUCCAGGAUUUGGCUAUGUUGUGAUUCUCUUUUUGCUCAUGUGAUCAUUCUUAAAUGUUAUUCUCAAUGCGGGCAA
This is a messenger RNA of Ipomoea nil (Japanese morning glory), 1574 nucleotides long. Its product is annotated as translation initiation factor eIF-2B subunit alpha-like. The coding region runs from base 158 to 1363 and encodes 401 amino acids. Lineage: Eukaryota; Viridiplantae; Streptophyta; Magnoliopsida; Solanales; Convolvulaceae. Gene Ontology annotation, molecular function: translation initiation factor activity; guanyl-nucleotide exchange factor activity. The transcript is spliced from 5 exons. Gene Ontology annotation, cellular component: eukaryotic translation initiation factor 2B complex. Gene Ontology annotation, biological process: translational initiation. The record is from RefSeq and is a predicted model, not a curated record.